Messenger RNA from Spinacia oleracea (spinach), 1321 nucleotides. RefSeq names its product transcription factor RSL3-like. Gene Ontology annotation, molecular function: DNA-binding transcription factor activity, RNA polymerase II-specific; protein dimerization activity; RNA polymerase II cis-regulatory region sequence-specific DNA binding. Gene Ontology annotation, biological process: regulation of transcription by RNA polymerase II. The transcript has 5 exons. The coding region runs from base 121 to 1116 and encodes 331 amino acids. The record is from RefSeq and is a predicted model, not a curated record. Gene Ontology annotation, cellular component: nucleus. NCBI's taxonomy places the organism in Eukaryota, Viridiplantae, Streptophyta, Magnoliopsida, Caryophyllales, Amaranthaceae.
CUAGCUUCUUCAAUUCAAUUCAAUUCAAUUCAAUUCUAACUUACUUGUAACACACAACACCAAAACCAAAACCAAAACCAAAACCAAAACCAAAACCAAAACCAAAACCAAAACCAAAAAAUGAUGAUGGACGGGGGAGAAUGGAGCUCCUUUAACGGAGUUUGUGUUAAUGAUGAGGCCGAUUUUAUGGCUCAGUUGUUUCCUAAUUGUUCCCUUGAUAACGAGCUAGAAUCAUCGAGCUUGGUGUUGUCAUCCUCUUGUUACUCUGGUAUGACGGAGGGUGACAAUGGCUCUUUCUUUUCAACUGAUGAAAACAAUUCUAACUUGUAUUGUUUGUCUCAAGGGAGUAGCUAUAGUGGCAGCAGCAGUAGUAAUAAUAUUGCAUACCCUUAUCAUGAAAACUAUCAUUUUUUUGUAGCUAAUAAUAAUGAUAGCUCAUGCCAUUUCCCUGUUGAUUUAUGCCCAUCUGCUGCCAAAAACUUUAUCCAACGCCUUCCAGCUGGUAAUCCCAUGGAAACAAGUGACAGCUUGAAUCUAGAAAUGAGCUGCGGUGGCAGCUUUGAUGAUCAACCAGAAUAUUCGGAUAAUAAGCAUUUGCAGCUGAAACAAGAAUAUGAAAUUGAGCCAGCUUCUGAAGAUAGAAGCAGUCAUGAGAGUGCAAGGAAAAGACCUCGAAUUUCAGAGAAAGGGAAGAGGAACAUUAGGACAAAGAAGAAUCAGAAAAGUAGUUGUGAUGACCAAGAUAAUUCUGCUGACCUUAAUAAGCACAACUCAAGUAGCAGUUCCGAAGAAGAGGGCUCAAAGGAAACUAGUACUACAACUGUCAUCUUGAAUGGAAAAACAAGAGCUAGCAGGGGUGCUGCAACAGACCCUCAAAGUCUCUACGCCAGGAAAAGGAGAGAGCGGAUAAAUGAACGACUAAGAAUCCUGCAGAAUCUUGUUCCUAAUGGAACCAAGGUUGACAUAAGCACAAUGCUUGAAGAAGCUGUCCAGUAUGUCAAAUUUUUACAGCAACAAAUUAAGCUAUUGAGUUCAGACGAUUUAUGGAUGUAUGCGCCUCUUGCAUACAAUGGAAUGGACAUUGGUCUUGAUUCAAAGAUCAACUCGUUACUAUGAUAUUCCUGACUACAUACAUCAUACAUGAUACAUCUGCCUCUUGUAAACUUGAAACACACAUAAUACCAACACUAAUAAUAACUAGCUAGGCCUUUGUAAUCUUAUACUAUUAUGCUAAGUUACAAUGCCAACCCAUUUUUUUCCUGAAACCUGCAAAUAAAAGCGGGUGACAGAUAUAUUACAUUUUAUAUUAUAUUAAUUUACA